UUCAUUUGAAAUAAUUAGCUUACUUUCUUGUGGAGCACUCAGACUGAAUAAUUAUACUCUUCUAUUGACUCUGAAUUUGAGCCUUGUUGCGAGCAUAUAGCACCUGGCCGUCUUCAUUAGACUAGUGAAUUCAAGAGAGAGAGAGCUAGGUAGCUGUUGCAAAGAGCUCUAUCGCAAGUUUGUGCUUUUGCAAAGAAGCAGUACGCGUCUGCAGUCAAGAUGAAAGACCCUCCUUCUAGCAAGAAUGAGCGAGAAUUCAUUCUCAAAGCCAUUGAAGAGAGAAAGCGAUUGGAUGGGCGUGGUAUCUAUGACUACCGGAAAAUCAGCAUCAAUCUCGGACACGAGCGUGGCCAUGCCGAGGUUGCUAUUGGAAACACAAGGGUGCUUUGUCAAGUAAGCGCAGAGGUGGUCAAACCGUCCGGAAAUCGGCCAACAGAAGGCGUUCUGUAUUUCAACGUUGAGUUAUCUCCCAUGGCGUCCGCAUCGUUUGAAGCAGGGAGGAGUUCUCCACAGUCCGUGCAACUCUCUCGGUAUCUGGAGCACGCGGUGAAGGAUAGCGGCGCCGUGGAUGUCGAGACAUUGUGUAUUCUCGCUGACGAGAAGGUGUGGUCAAUCCGUGUAGAUGUACACGUGUUAGAUCAUUGUGGAGGUCUAGCGACGGCAUGUUCAGUGGCAGCCAUUGUAGCGUUAUCACAUUUUAGACAUCCCCAUGCAACCCUUGUCGGCGAGGAAGUGACAAUACACAGUGAACAGGACCACCCACCAGUUCCCCUCAAAAUUUAUCACAUGCCGAUCUGCAUCGCCGUCGCUUUCUUCCUGGAUGGGAAAUACAUGUUACUGGAUCCCUCAUGGCAGGAAGAAAGAGAAAUGGACGGUUCGCUAACAAUAGGAAUGAACGUUCAUCGCGAUGUGUGCCUACUCUCCACGUCGGGAAAAGUACCGCUAACAAAAGAACAGAUAAUGCGCUGCACGCAGGUGGCCUCGGUGAAAGUGGCUGAGAUGACCGAGGUCAUCAAGAAAGCUCUGGCUGAGGAAUCCGCCCCAAAACAAGAAAAGGAGUCAACACCGAUGGAAACUGAUUCCUCCAUAUUGACUGCGUCGCGUCAACAAGAGUCCGUCACGUUACCACCAAAGUCAGAAAAGCAGCCCUCUGCCUCUCGCUCUACUAAGAAAAAGAAGAAAGCGGUGGAUGUAGUCUCUCUGGCUAAAGAUACAGCUGGUAUUGGCCUGGGUGGCAGCAGUGCCUGGUCAGACAACGAUGACGUCACAGUUGACAGAACACGAAGAAAACAAGUACAACAGAAGAAGGUAGAGGAUGGCGAUAAUGACAGUGGAGAGGAGGAGACAAUCGUGUUGACUGGGGAGAGCUUUUGAUAUUUGCGUUCAUAUAAUAAUUAUAAGUUUUGUUUUUUUCACGGUUGAGCAUAGCGAAAGAGUGCUACUUGAUAUUCUAUGCCAAUGUGUGUGGCUUAUGAUUAUGGCAUGCACUGGUUAUUACAUACCAUUUCUUGCUGUCUCUAUUCUUGGGUCCGACUGGCAGCGGGGCAGGAAUUAAUGAAAUAGAAAGGUUUUUUGGUCGAAAGGCGUGUUUUUCCUCUAGCCCGGUUGAGCGGUCGCGGCUAGGAAUGUAGGGAGUCAUUGUUUUCAGGCGCUCCCCUGCUGCCCAGUCACCCAUGCUCACCACUGGCCAUGCUGUUUCACUUGAUUUUACCGCCUUUUCUCCCGCUUGCUGGCGGUUCUUUGAUGAGAUUUAGAUGUUUUUCGGCUAUUUAUCCAUUAUUAAGUGGCUGCGAGUGUGGUUUUUUGCUUCUACUCAUUUCUGGAAAACCACUACGAUGGUGAGUGUGAUUGCUCUGGUAGACCACUACCGUAACCCCAUGUACUGAACAGUUGCUUAGUGAGUGAAAACUAUCUGAAUGUGUAUCUCGGUCUCUUGAAUGUAGUGAUCCACCAA
Molecule: messenger RNA, 1954 nt
Organism: Sycon ciliatum
Lineage: Eukaryota; Metazoa; Porifera; Calcarea; Leucosolenida; Sycettidae
Product: exosome complex component RRP45-like
Exons: 12
Coding region: 220-1374 (384 amino acids)
Biological process (GO): TRAMP-dependent tRNA surveillance pathway; U1 snRNA 3'-end processing; exonucleolytic trimming to generate mature 3'-end of 5.8S rRNA from tricistronic rRNA transcript (SSU-rRNA, 5.8S rRNA, LSU-rRNA)
Cellular component (GO): nuclear exosome (RNase complex); cytoplasmic exosome (RNase complex)
Molecular function (GO): mRNA 3'-UTR AU-rich region binding
Source: RefSeq, a predicted model, not a curated record